Molecule: messenger RNA, 786 nt
Organism: Panthera uncia (snow leopard)
Lineage: Eukaryota; Metazoa; Chordata; Mammalia; Carnivora; Felidae
Product: aryl hydrocarbon receptor repressor-like
Exons: 3
Coding region: 53-514 (153 amino acids)
Biological process (GO): regulation of transcription by RNA polymerase II
Cellular component (GO): aryl hydrocarbon receptor complex; nucleus
Molecular function (GO): nuclear receptor activity; transcription cis-regulatory region binding
Source: RefSeq, a predicted model, not a curated record
AAGAUUUUUCUCCACAUUUCUAUUCCUGAGAAUUUAAGUUCUGCAUUCUCUGAUGGUGUUGCUAAUGUGCUCUGUGACCACACCUCCGUUUCUGUCUUUAACACACCAGACAAUGCAGUUUCAAGGAAAACUAAAAUUCCUGUUUGGACAGAAGAGGAAGACUCCAUCAGGGACAGUCCUGCCCCCUCGGCUGUCACUGUUCUGCAUCGUGGUGCCCGUCCUCCUUCCUUCCGUGGCGGAGAUGAAAAUGAAGAGUGCGUUUCUGAGAGUGAAGCACAGGGUGGACGUCUCAGGCUCAGUGGACACAAAAGCAAAAGCCGCCUCGAGUCUGUGUGACCCAGCAUCGCAUGGAAAACCCCACUGCCUAGCAGGGAGGAGCAUUGGAGAAAACAUUUCAGUGCUCAAGGCACAAGCGGAUGCAGGCUGCUGGGCCCGGGUUCCAGCCAGAGCCCCAUGUCCCUGCCUGAGGAGCAGCCCAGACCUCGUUUCUGACCCCGAGGGGGCCGCAGGGUAAGUGGUGCUGUGGCCCAGCUGUGCAUUAAGGGAGCAAAGAGCCGCCGUCUGCUGGUCUGGUGGCUUUGUUCAUGACAGGUGAGCCUCACCGUGAGGGAGUGCGGCGCACAGGGGCACACCUGGGAGCUGUCCUCACAUGUCUGAGGUGUGGCAGGGGACAGCAGGUGCUUCAGCCGGGGCUGUCACGACCUGUGCACUCACCCUCAACCUGAAGCCGGGACCGUGGGUGACCACCCUGUCCUCUGCCCUCACCUUCACUCAGAAACCCUCUUC